AUGCAGUCCACCGACUCCUUCGUCAUUCACGACGACAUCUCCCCCUCCUCCGACAACGACGAGAUUGACUCCCUGCCGUCAAUAUCCAGCAGCAUACUCGACUCGGAGGACGACUUGGAUGCUCAGGAGGAAUGGGAGCGUAGCUUGGAGCAGGUCCAGCUGUUGCUGACGAUGGUCAUCGUGCCUUUCGCCGGCAAGUACCUGGGUCGGAAGUUUGCAUACUGGAGUUGGUCGAGAUACAUGGAAUGGAUGCACAACGUCGAAGUGCGGUGGACGAACAAGGGAGCCUUCAAGGCUGCCGGCGCGGUUGAAGCUGCGGCCACGUUAUGA
Molecule: messenger RNA, 330 nt
Organism: Colletotrichum karsti
Lineage: Eukaryota; Fungi; Ascomycota; Sordariomycetes; Glomerellales; Glomerellaceae
Exons: 2
Coding region: 1-330 (109 amino acids)
Biological process (GO): mitochondrial outer membrane translocase complex assembly; protein insertion into mitochondrial outer membrane
Cellular component (GO): mitochondrial outer membrane
Source: RefSeq, a predicted model, not a curated record